AUGGCGCCAAGAGGCAAGAAGACCAGGGCCAAGAACGUGACCAAGAAGAAAAACAGCAUUGCAGAUGUUGCUGGCGAUUUGACGCAGAAUGCAGAGACAGUUUCACCUUCCCUGCCGGAGAAAGAUAUCAGCAAGAACUACUUUCGCCGCCUUCCAAUUGAGAUACGUCAAAUGAUCUACGCCUUGGCUGUCAUCGAUCAAGACGUUAUUGAGCCACUUCAGGUUGAAAACCGAUCAAACAAGUUCUGCGGAGGUCAAACCGCUGCAAAGGCCUUUUCCAGUCUGCUCUUAACCUGCCGGAUGUUUCGUGAGGAACUUCAGGAUCGCCCUGACUUCUACCAGGAAAACACUUUUCGAUUUAAUAGUUAUCAGAAUUUGGCUACCUUCCUGGCAGCCUUGUCUCCAGCUCAUCGUUCCAUGGUUCGCAACAUUCGCUUUGCGAUAAAAGGAUGGAGACCUCCCUGCGAACUCAAGUUCCUGCAAUCGGCAGCAACAUUGCUCUCUCACUGCACCUCAUUCCGGUCACUUAGCAUAAUUGCUUCUGUCAAUGUCGCAGGCACAGGCCCAGGACUUAUACCGCAUGCCUACUUCGCAUUUCUACUUAGAGAGUUUCAGUCACUCUGUUCCAGUUCCAUGCAUCUAGGUGGGAAUGACUGGAGAAGACUGCGCACCCAGAGUGUGCAGCAUUUUGAGAUAUUGUUUGAGGGAUGGAGCCUCAAGCAGGGGCACCGGACGUUUCUUGUUGGCGGGUUGGGGGCCUCUGCCGAUCAUGGAAACCUCAGAUUCUCCGGAGAGCAAGGGUUCGUCGACACGGACGCUGGCCUGGUUGACUUGGUUCAACGUCUCAACAGUCACCUCUUGGAGUUGGGUACAUUCUGCAGGUCGAAAUACGUCAUCAACAAGCCAAUCUUUGGCAGACGUUUCCAGGAAGCACUGGUCUGCCUUGAACUGGACGUGUUUGGCGACAAUCGUGCUUGCCAGUCCCACCAGUCCUGUAUGGUAAGCCACGGAACCCGAAGCCGAACGCAAAGAGCGAAGCAACUGUCAUCGAACGGGGUGUUGCCGAGGGUUACAGAGAAUCCCAAGUACAUUGACACAUAUGAGAGCGAGGACAGUGAUUGCAUUUUCGACGAUUGA
Messenger RNA from Colletotrichum destructivum, 1137 nucleotides. RefSeq names its product Putative 2EXR domain-containing protein. The coding region runs from base 1 to 1137 and encodes 378 amino acids. The transcript has 3 exons. The record is from RefSeq and is a predicted model, not a curated record. Lineage: Eukaryota; Fungi; Ascomycota; Sordariomycetes; Glomerellales; Glomerellaceae.